AUGGCCCCGGAGCCCCCGCGUCCAGCCCUUCCCCGCCGGCCCGAGUUCCCUGCGCGUGGCCCCGUCCCCGCCUCGCCAGCCCCACCGCGGCCCGGCCAGAGAGUCCACGGCCCCGAGAAGGACGCAGCAUCCCCGCCCGCUCCGCUCUCCUUGCCGGACUCGGUGAGCGCGGCCAGGAAGCGCCUCUGCUCCCGCCGCGGGCCCCCGCCGCCUCCUGAGUCUCCAGGUGCGGGACCCGGCGCGCUGCCCGAGAGGGGCGCGCUGGGGGGCCCUGUCGGCCUUGGGGAGCCACUGGUCCGGAACCGAGACUGCGGCGGAGCCGCCGGGAGCGGGACGGGACGCACGGGCUGCGGCCCCGAGGCGGAGCGACUGGCCGCGCCGGCACCUCCCGCGGGCUGGAGGGUCCGAGGCCAUUGGGUCGUGUCCUGCGUCCUCGCGUGGCUCGUGCUGGUGCGCGCCGACCCCACCGCCUCGCCUCGGCCGCCCGGUCUCGGCGUCUCCCCGGGAGCGCGGCCGCUGGGACCAGCUAGAGCCGCGCGCGAGGCGGAGCCGGGCUGGAGUGGGGGGCGUGGGCGCCCCCUGACGGCCGCGUAG
This is a messenger RNA of Talpa occidentalis (Iberian mole), 594 nucleotides long. RefSeq names its product translation initiation factor IF-2-like. The coding region runs from base 1 to 594 and encodes 197 amino acids. The transcript is spliced from 4 exons. The record is from RefSeq and is a predicted model, not a curated record. NCBI's taxonomy places the organism in Eukaryota, Metazoa, Chordata, Mammalia, Eulipotyphla, Talpidae.